Besnoitia besnoiti is the source of this 1959-nucleotide messenger RNA. RefSeq names its product surp module domain-containing protein. Gene Ontology annotation, molecular function: protein binding; RNA binding. Bases 1 to 1959 code for a protein of 652 amino acids. The record is from RefSeq and is a predicted model, not a curated record. Lineage: Eukaryota; Apicomplexa; Conoidasida; Eucoccidiorida; Sarcocystidae. The transcript has 5 exons. Gene Ontology annotation, cellular component: U2-type prespliceosome; catalytic step 2 spliceosome; U2 snRNP. Gene Ontology annotation, biological process: mRNA cis splicing, via spliceosome; regulation of alternative mRNA splicing, via spliceosome.
AUGAGCGCGGCCGUUUUGCCGGCGCCAGGGGCCCCUGGCGCGGCCCUGGCGGGAUCGGACUCAAAGGCCGCGGCAAGUCAGAUCAACCCGUCUUCGAUUGUGUUUCCGCCGCCGGAUUUGCGCGGCAUCAUCGAGAAGACGGCACAGUUCGUGGCGAAGAACGGCGUGGAGUUUGAGCAGCGCGUGCGCCGCGAGCAGAAUAACCAGCGUUUUUCUUUUCUCUUCCCGAACAAUCCUUACAACGCGUACUACCAGCUGAAAGUUCGCGAAUUCCAGACUGGCGAGGAGGCGCCGCGGCCGCAGGUGCCCCAGGCGAUUUUGGACAUGCGCAAGAAGGAGGAGGAGGAGCGGAAGAAGAAGGAGCGGGUGCUCAUGCUGACGCAGUACGGGGAGGAAGCUCGCAGAAAGAUCGAGCCGCCCGCGCCAGAUGUCUACUCCGUCGCGCAGCCGUUCAUCGCCCCAAUCGACGUCGACAUCAUUCAAGCGACGGCGCAGUUCGUCGCGCGCAACGGCCAGCGCUUCCUCUCGGGGCUGGCGCAGCGCGAGCGGCAGAAUCCGCAGUUCGAGUUCCUCAAGCCGACCCACGCGCUGUUUCAGUACUUCACGAAUCUCGUCGACGCGUACACCAAGUGCCUCCUGCCUCCGCCCGAGCAAAUGGAGAAGAUAACUGACAUCUCAGGGUCCUCGCAGCAGGCCCUGAGUCGCUGCGUGAAGCGCUACGCGUGGGAGGCGGAGCAGGAGAAGAAGCGCAAGGAGAAGGAGGAGAAGCACGCCGAAGAGCGCAUCCAGAUGCAGGCGAUCGAUUGGCACGACUUCUUCAUCGUGGAAACGAUCGACUUCACGGAGGAAGACGACAUGCUGCCGCUCGCGGCGCCCGUGGACUUCUCCGCGACUGCCAAGCGCCCGGCGCCCGCGACGCUUGCCGCCCUCGACGAAGACGCCGAGGCGGAGGGCGAGCCUAAACCCGACACGACGAUCGCCGCCCUCAUCCGCGAAGCAGCGGACGCCGCCGAAGGCAACGCAGAAGAAGAGAUAGAAGCUGACGAUUUCGAGGCUGCAGAACCUGAAAAAGAUGUGGAACCCGCUGCCCAACCUGCGCAGGUUGCAGAGGAAGUGGCUCAACCGGAGAAGAAGGCCGACGAAGAGGCAGAAGAAUCCGAGGAAGAAGAGGAGCCGCAGCUCACCGCCGCCGCCCCCAAGAAGUCUAUCCGCGUCGUCAGGGACUACGUUCGCCAGUCGCGCAAGCGCACCGCCGCCGCGGACUCGGGGUCUCAGCAGGGGCUGCAGAAGUGCCCCAUCACGGGCCAACUGGUCCCCGCAGACCAGAUGUCCAGUCACCUGCGGGUGCUGCUACUCGACCCCAAGUGGAAGGAGCAGAAAGAGCGAUUUUUGGAAAAAGCCAAGGCGGAAUCAGCCUUUGCGCCCAUGGAAGAUGUCGAGGGCAACUUGGCACUCUUUGUUUCCAAGCGUCCAGAUCUUUUUGGAUCUGUUGACGAGCAAGUGGUGGUGGAAGAUACGACGGUUACAGGAAACAAUCCCGCGGUUGCCUCGGGCGCCACUGCGGUCCCCGUGGGGCCUGCAGGGCCUCCGGCGCCCGCUGGAGCCCAAGGCAGUCGGAAGGGUCCGGCGCCGCCGGCUGCGGCGCCGCCGCCGAAGCGCCCGCGCGCGGAGGCCCCCGCGGCGGCCCAGGCGGCGGCGUCGCCCGUGCUGUUGACGCUUGUGUGCGUGGGAGGCAACGGACUGGAAGACCAAGAAAUUCACGUUGAAGUUGACGAGAAGUUAACGGUUCGCGGCCUGAAGGAGUCCCUCGUGGAGGCAGGCAUUGGCACGGACUUGGAGGUCAACAAGCUGACGCUCAAAGACGGCGCAACCGGCGCGCUCAUGAUGGAUCGCCGGCCGCUGGAGGGUUACGGUCUGCGGAAGCCGGGCGCUAAGGUCAUCGUGUCGUAUGGAGCGUAG